Molecule: messenger RNA, 826 nt
Organism: Rhizophagus irregularis DAOM 181602=DAOM 197198
Lineage: Eukaryota; Fungi; Glomeromycota; Glomeromycetes; Glomerales; Glomeraceae
Product: Dynein light chain Tctex-type
Biological process (GO): microtubule-based process
Cellular component (GO): cytoplasmic dynein complex
Molecular function (GO): dynein intermediate chain binding
Source: RefSeq, a predicted model, not a curated record
AGAAACAGAAUCUUUAAAAUCUUGCGAACUAAAAUUAAAAUAUUUCUGUUUAUCAUUUAUUAACUGUUUUCCCUAACUUUCCAAAUACCAAAGGAAACAAGAAUAAAUCAAGAAAAAAUGUCUUCUGAAGAAAAGCCAACCAUCAAGAAUGUUGACAUGACCGAUGAGAUGCAGCAGGAAGCUAUAGAUUGUGCUAGGCAAGCGUUGGAAAAAUAUAAUAUUGAGAAAGAUAUUGCAGCUCAUAUUAAACGUGAAUUCGAUAAAAGACACGGAACAACUUGGCACUGUAUCGUUGGAAGAAAUUUCGGAAGCUACGUGACUCACGAAACCAAGCAUUUCAUCUACUUUUACAUUGGAAAUAUUGCUAUACUCCUGUUCAAAUCUGGAUAAAACAAAUUUGUGUUUUAAUUUAUUAAUACAAAUAAUUUUACUAUUUUUUUUUCCAAACUUUUUUUUAAGAGAAAUUUAAAUUAUCCUGAAUUAUGUUCUCAUAAAGUCAGGAGACGAAAUGCGGAUGUAUGAUUUAUUUUUUAUGUUGAGCAUUAAUACAUUACAAUCUUUAUAAAUAUCGAAAGCAUUUAUAUCUAGAACUAAAAUCCACCAUUUUUUCUUAAUACUUUUUUAAAUGUUGGAAUUCGAAAUUACCGUUAAAUUCUCUUAUUGAAUCGAACUCUUUCUUUUACCUUAAUUAAAAAAAUGAUUUCAUUAAAUCAUGAUCAAAAACAAAUGUUCGAAUGGAUUCUUAAAAAAAGAACUUCAAUGAAUAAUUGGGAAAUAACAAUAAUCAAAUAAAAAAAAUUUAUCUAUUGAUUGUACAACAUCGAUU